CUUUAGUAUGCAUCGAGUGUUCAACCAAACAAGACUGUAUUUACUUUAUUUGAUAAACAGCUCUAAGUGAAUGAGUUUUAGAUUUAAAAUCGUCUAUUGUGUUUGAUUAUAUUGUGUGUGCGAUAAUGAAAUCCCUUAUACUACUGGCAUUUUUUUGCUUUUUAAUCGGAUCAGAACAGAUUUCGACGCCGUCCGAUGAUAGUUAUGUAGCAGCGGUGGUGGAAUAUGAAGUGUUAUCCAAUACGGAUACCAACAUAGCCAAUUACAUCCGUAUAAUUAAAGAGGCUUCAGAGCAGAAUGCUGAUAUCGUGGUGUUCCCAGAAAUGACACUUAAUCGUGGUAACCGAAAUGUAGAAGUGCCGAUAUAUGGGCGGCUGAAGGAGUAUCCCGUACCAGCUUUACAUGAGGACCUGUAUGAUUCGAUACUCGUGUCUAUGUCUUCAGCUGCCAGGAACAAUAGAAUCUACGUAGUUAUUAAUGUUCAAGAAGAGAUGAACUGUGCAAAUGCGCCAGGCGAAGAGUGCCCUGAGAAUAAAGUAUAUCUUUUUAAUACUGAUGUAGUUUUUGAUAGAAAUGGUGCAGUUAUUGACAGGUACCGUAAGAUAAACCUAUUCGGUGAAUUCACACGAACACCAGCAUUAAAACCGGAAUUGGGGAUAUUCACAACUGACUUCGGGGUGACAUUCGGUCACUUCAUCUGUUUCGAUCUGAUGUUCCAAGUUCCAGCUGUGCAGUUACCACAGAAACAUAAUGUAACGGACGUCAUCUUCCCCACCAUGUGGUUCUCGGAGAUGCCGUAUCUGACAGCCGUUCAGAUCCAAGAAGCCUACGCUUACGCUAUGAACGUCAACUUCCUAGCUGCUGGAGCAAACAAUGUGCGCAUUGGAAGUGCUGGCUCGGGAAUAUAUUCUGGCAAAGCCGGCGCUCUCAUCAGUAUCAUGCCUGGAGUGCCCACCACACGACUUCUUGUGGCCAAAGUACCAAAGGUCCCUGGCGAGGUAAAAGAUGCAUAUCCCGGGCCGAUAUAUGACAACCCCAGCGACCACGACAAUCUUCUGCUAAAAGUGGACCCCUCCCUCGCCUCCCACAGGAGUCGGUUACUUCAACCAGGCUUACAGGAGUUUACGCUAGUUGAUGGCACCACCACAUGUAGAUUUAAAGUCAGUUUGUCUGAGUCGCCUAAUACGCGCUACAAAUACAGAGCUGGUACAUUUGAUGGGGUUCGCACAUAUGACGGCGUGGCCACCGGUGGAGUCAGAAUAUGUGCCGUGUAUGCUUGCACUGAUGAUACGAGGGAAUCUUGCGGAAAGAGGUUUCCACAAUACAGUCCAAAUUCAUUCGCGACUUUCCAAGAACUUACCAUCGAAGCUUCCUUCGCCACACCACAAUCUGUUGAGGAAUUAGGGGCGGAUGACGCAGCUUAUUUCCCUGUAUCCCUCAAACCAUCGAUUCUACCUUUGGAAGCCGAUGAGUUCUCCUUUAGUUCCACAUCUUCGUUCAACACUACGGACAUUUAUAGCUAUAGAUUGCUGAAUAAAAGCGCCGAAUUGUAUAACUUUGGGAUUUUUGGACGAGUUUUCGAUAGAGAUGGCCAGGAACCCACCCCCCCUUUGUCUGAUGAUGAGCCAGAAACGACUAUAGCUCCAACCACUACAACAGCUUCUCCUGAGUGCUGUGCUCCGGGUGCAUGUGCAUCAAUUUAUAUUAAUCUGUUCUUAUUAAUGCCCGCCAUUGUGACAGCUGUCACGUCAAUUUUCAGUUGAUUCACAUUGCAGUCUUUAACUGUACUUUUAACAUUUUAAGCCAGUUUGGCUUAUAGUCAAAUUUGAUAGAUAGUUCAACUUCUAGUAAAACAAAAUGAUAUAAUUAGAGAAGUGAAGAGCUACUU
Messenger RNA from Zerene cesonia (dogface butterfly), 1888 nucleotides. Its product is annotated as vanin-like protein 1. Gene Ontology annotation, molecular function: hydrolase activity, acting on carbon-nitrogen (but not peptide) bonds, in linear amides. Bases 126 to 1763 code for a protein of 545 amino acids. The transcript has 10 exons. NCBI's taxonomy places the organism in Eukaryota, Metazoa, Arthropoda, Insecta, Lepidoptera, Pieridae. The record is from RefSeq and is a predicted model, not a curated record.